AAAAAGGUGGCCUAUACUUCAAUGGAAGCCAGUCGCUUGUAAACAGCAAACAAUUGAACAUUACCAGUACUCUCUCAAAUAAUUCCAUUUGAAUUGAAUUGCAAAUUUCCCCCCACAGCCAAAAUGAAACUUUUAAUUGUUGCCGUACUAAUUGCCUGUGUCGCUGGCCUUCCAGCCGAUGACGACAAAUACACUACGAAAUACGAUAACAUCGAUAUCGAUGAAAUCCUCAAAUCGGAACGCCUAUUCAACAAUUACUACAAAUGUCUGAUUGAUCAGGGUACAUGUACUCCCGAUGGCCGUGAAUUGAAAAAUACCCUACCCGAUGCUUUGCAAACCGAAUGCAGUAAAUGUAACGAGAAACAAAAGGCCAAUGCCGACAAGGUAAUUCGUUACAUUAUCGAAAACAAAGCCGAAGAAUGGAAGGCCCUGCAGGAGAAAUACGAUCCCGAACAUGUCUACUACAACAAGUACAAGGAUGAGGCCGAGAAGCGUGGCAUUAAAAUCUAAAUGAAGAUGGCGCUAAUGUGUGAGAGAGAAAAAAUGAGAGAAUACUCGCUGUGUGAAGAAUUGUUGUUGGCCUAUAAAAACGUAAAUGUUCCUGUCUCUUUGUGGGAAAUAUGAAAAUAAACUACUGUUAUUUGUUUGUAUUGUAAA
Molecule: messenger RNA, 657 nt
Organism: Musca domestica (house fly)
Lineage: Eukaryota; Metazoa; Arthropoda; Insecta; Diptera; Muscidae
Product: ejaculatory bulb-specific protein 3-like
Exons: 2
Coding region: 124-510 (128 amino acids)
Source: RefSeq, a predicted model, not a curated record